UCAGCAAAUGUACAACAGAAAAUCACUCCGUGGAAAAUAUUUCCUACGGACGAUGAAAGUUUACUUUCGAAACAACUUACUUUAAGCAACGGUAAAAGCCGAGAAGACGGUUUAAUCGUAGUAGCCAGUUUAAUAGAUAAAGCUGCCAACCUAGGAGGAUUAUGCAGGACUUGUGAAAUAUUAGGAGUAUCUCGGCUUGUAAUAAGUAAUAAAAAUUUUAUAGAAAAUCGAGAAUUUCAAAGUCUAAGUGUAACAGCUCAUAAAUGGAUACCAAUAGACGAGGUAGUACGGGUGGAAGAAUUAGAAGAAUACUUAAUAAGUAUGAAACAGUUAGGCUACUCCGUUGUCGGGGUAGAACAAACUGCCAAUAGCGCUGAUUUAACGAAAUAUGACUUUGCUAAAAGAUCGAUAUUAUUAUUAGGUAACGAAAGAGAGGGUAUACCGGUUCCGUUAUUAAAAAUGGUGGAUGAAUGCGUAGCAAUACCUCAAUUAGGAACGAUACGAUCAUUUAAUGUACACGUUACCGGAGCAGUUCUAAUUUGGGAGUAUAGCAAACAACAU
Trichoplax adhaerens is the source of this 561-nucleotide messenger RNA. RefSeq lists its product as uncharacterized. Lineage: Eukaryota; Metazoa; Placozoa; Uniplacotomia; Trichoplacea; Trichoplacidae. Gene Ontology annotation, molecular function: RNA binding; tRNA (guanine) methyltransferase activity. The transcript has 4 exons. The record is from RefSeq and is a predicted model, not a curated record. Gene Ontology annotation, biological process: tRNA methylation. The annotation marks the transcript as partial.